Molecule: messenger RNA, 402 nt
Organism: Protopolystoma xenopodis
Lineage: Eukaryota; Metazoa; Platyhelminthes; Monogenea; Polystomatidea; Polystomatidae
Source: the annotation of a GenBank genome assembly
CCAGUUAUUCUUAAUUUCCUCAUCUCCCUGCCGGGCGUUGCAGAUGCUGACCCUGCCGCUGAGCGGAUUGGUAAACACCCUCCUUUUCGGCUGGCAGGACCGACAGCUGCAUCACUUCCUUACGCUGCGACAACAGCAAUGCGCUGUACUGGCCGAGGCCACGGCCGAACUGAUCGCUUCUGCGGCUGCUCCGUCUUUGUCCACAACGCCCUCGAUUCCACUGGUCCAACCGCGUCAACCGACACCUUUAACUAUUCCAUCUGUUCCGGCUGUCCGGCCUCCACAAGCUCUUCUUCAUCAACAGCCGCAGCCGUUGCUACCGCCGUCAAGACAGCCUCCACGAACACCCUCAGUCCAACCGGUAACCAUGCCCAUUUGGCUCGGCCAGACGACCACCUCUGA